Nerophis lumbriciformis (worm pipefish) is the source of this 447-nucleotide messenger RNA. NCBI's taxonomy places the organism in Eukaryota, Metazoa, Chordata, Actinopteri, Syngnathiformes, Syngnathidae. The record is from RefSeq and is a predicted model, not a curated record.
AUGGCAUUUGCUCUUCACGUGUUCUUCCUCCUUUGUGGGAUCAAUGGACUGAUGACUGGAGCUGACUGGACUCAGUUUGAUGACCACUGUUACAUUUUCCAAGAUGAUACCAGAACUUUUGCAGAUGCAGAGAGCGUUUGCAACAAUCUUGGUGGGAAUCUGGCCUCCAUCCGCAGUUAUGUGGAAAAUCUGGCCAUUGUGGGACUGGUUAAAGAUGGCGGUGCGGAGUUCACCUGGAUUGGACUCCAUGAUGCCAUUGAGAAAGGAGACUUCAUUUGGACUGAUGGUACAGACUUUGAUUUUGAUCAUUUUGCCCUCGGAGAACCCGACGACACGGGCGACUGUGUUGAUCUAAGUGCAGCUGAUGGAACUUUCUUUGAUGAAGACUGCACCUUGGAAAAGCCAUAUGUUUGCAUCAGAGACACUUUCUACUGUGGCGGACACUAA